Molecule: messenger RNA, 2741 nt
Organism: Amphibalanus amphitrite
Lineage: Eukaryota; Metazoa; Arthropoda; Thecostraca; Balanomorpha; Balanidae
Product: PRADC1-like protein
Exons: 4
Coding region: 435-1139 (234 amino acids)
Source: RefSeq, a predicted model, not a curated record
AAAAGUAAACAAAAGUAAAAGUCUAAUAUCUUGAAAACCGGUGAAUAUUUUUCGGUGAAAUUUGGUAGAUAUUCGUUUUCGCUCUUUCUGAACCGAGCGACAUCACUUUCAUGCCAAUUCAUUAACUUUUUUGAAGGUGGGAGGGUCCCUUUAAGAAUUGUACAGGUUCAUUACGAACGCAGCUGAGACAAUUAUAUUAUGUUCAAAAUUUGUUCAAGACAUGACUUCUUGAGGGUAGUGCGCAAUAUUGACUAAUUACAGUACGAUACAAGUCGAAAGUCACUUUCGCAAGCUGCCAUCUUUUCUUUUUGAUCAGCAGCAAAUAGAACGUCAGCAUUUGGUCAGUCGUCGUCGGAGUGCUUCGAGAGUUAUACGACGGCCGUGUGAAUCUUUUUUUCUUCAACUGGAUUACGAUUUAAACCAUCCUUUUGAAAAUGGCUAAAUGCCUCGCCAUAGGAUGCCCAUCAAACUCAUCACAUGUUCAAGCUCGAUUGCAGGAAAGCUCAUACAAAUUAACGAGAUUUAUGCUAAUGUUCCUUUUCGUUUGCCAGAUAUACAUUCUGUUAUUUGACUGUAUGGCUUCAUGCAGUAAGGAUUCAGGACAGCUGGACCGGGUGAUGACGUUCCACCACUACAGUGCCAUGUUUGCGCUCGAAGACGUCUUUUUCGAGAUCGUGUCGCCGGAAGUGCUGCAGUACACCUACCUGAUCCAGGUGACUCGUGAUUUCGGCACCCCUUUCAACUUUACGCUGCGGGGCGCGCGCCUCGUGCCCGCCGACCCGUCGUUCGCCUGCGGACCGCUCGCCAACUGUGACGACAUCGAGGGAGGCGUCGCCUUCGUUCAGAGGGGGGAUUGUCCGUUCGUCGAGAAGGCGAUGAACGCCCAGCUCUGCGGGGCGCGCGCCGUGCUCGUGUUCGACGACGACCCGGAGAAUGUCGAACACUUCAUAGAGAUGACGUCGGAGAGCAAAACAAUGCACCCCACCAUACCCGCGGCGUUCCUGCUCGGAAAGAACGGGUACGUAAUUAUGGAGACGUUGCAGCGACUGCGGCUGAGCCAUGCCGUCAUCAACAUCCCCAUCAACGCCAGCAUGUACCACAUUCACGAGCGCAAGCAGCCACCCUGGGUGCUCUGGUGACAUUACACAGGUCAGCUCAGGACAGCCCCGCUGCCCGUGGGUGUGCCCUUGGCAAAACACCCCGAGGGACCUUCGCUGUCGCAUCAGGGCCUAAUCAACGACCAAGUCAAAUGUGAGGGUCAAAUCUGAGGGUUUUUGCGCUUACAUAAGGACUUGGCCUCGGCUGAAUGAGCCGGGACGCGUAUUUAUUGCUCAUCGUUUGUAGUAUUCGGCAAGGCGAUGUGUUUUGGUUUUCGUGUGUUUGUUGGGGUCAAAGGGUGCUGUUUUUUGUAGCUCGCUACAGUGAGGGAUUUGUCAUUUCCAGUCGUUCGCUGGGGUCAUUAGUUAGCCAGGUCAGAGUGGUCUGCUGUGCUGGGGGUCUGGGAUACUGAGUUAGCCUGAAGUCAGCCAGUAGAGGGCAUAGGCGGGCCGCGGCUCGCCUACCUCAGCAGUGCCUGGGCGCCGCCUUGUCGCGAGUGGUCACCUCUGGGAGGCUGUAGUUUGUACGUUAUAGGUAUUAGCUUCAGUAAUCCACCUGACAAAAUGUGACGAAGCGUUAUAGCAUGGGGCGCCACUGAAGGUCCUCCCUCUCCUCAGAGCCGGUCCCCGGGCCCGCUGGGAACCCCAUGCCCCCGCGGGGUGGUACCGGUAGUGGAUAGCGGUCGCUCACAGCACUGUGAUAGGGGUGCAUGUGUUGGGUCAGCGCUGCGGAAUAACAUUAGCUGCAGAGAUGGAGCAGCAGUGGAAGCACACAAACAUGCCGAGGCUCUCAGAGCCUCGCUAUGCACGAGCUUCGCCCUGCUCACAGGCGGGCUGCUGCUUCCUGAUUGGUAGACCCCACCUGCCGACAAGUCACGUGAUUGACCAGACGUGUUACCGUCCCACCGGAGUGGAUUCGAUGGGCGGAGUGUGCGGACGGUGACAUCAGAGAGAGAUAAUGCUGGAGUGAGGAGGGUGCUGGAUCGCGCCUUUGUAUGCGCCAGUCUGGAACCUUUUGAUGUGGUUAUCUAAUGGCGUUACUGUUUCACGUCAUUCAGAUGUGAAAAUGCACGUAUUUCGUCAAGAAUUGGGUUAGCGGAUUGCUGAUUCGCAAAAUAAUAUUUGCCAGAAAAAAAUUGUUAUUUGAAUGGCCAUGUAUGUUAUUUUCAACUUAACUUUAGUUUCAGCUUAGUAAUUUCGGUUGCUUUGCGCCAGCCCCAGUUCGACUCAAACGUUCGUAGGUGUAUAAUAGCACCAAAGUUUCGUGGGUCCGGGAACAGUGCGUUGGUCAUUGAGCGAGAGUCUUGGUCGGGCUUCUUUAACGUGAACAUAUGUCUCCGCCACGGGUGAUAUACGAAGUUGUGCCUCAAUCAAACAAACUGCCAACUGGCAUGCAUGACGCGAGAAAAACCCAUAUAGACUUACCAUCAUUGUUUCUGCAUGUUCAUGAUGUUUAAAGGCGAUAAAGUGAAUUUUCGGUCGUCAGUUAGCGCUUUGGAUUGCGUCGGAGGAUUGCUGUUGAUUCCUAGUAACCUAUGCCAAUAGUCGUGUGCAUUAGGUGGGGGCUGCGUGAUAUGUUUUAUGCGAUCUCAGGUACAGUCAUCAGCAGUGGGUUUGUUGAUUUCAAUACAAAUUGCUCGGUGA